AUGUACACAACGUAUCUUAACCGACCAACGCCUCCAAAACUUACAAGCAUAGCCAAUCAAGAUUUGAACCCAAAUUUGACAAGCAUGCUUUUAAAAAUAAUAUCAAAUAAUGAUAUUAAUGAAAUACUCGGCACAAUUCAAGAAGAAAAAUCAAAAUUAAGCAAAGCAAAACAAAGACAUGAUGAUUUGUACGUUAUGUUGUCCAUUAUUGAAAAAAUCAUUGAAGACACAGAACAUUGGAGUAAUGAACAAAGUGAACAAGAAAUCACUUUCUAUCGAAGGUUUGCAAGUUUAUUAGAUUCGUUAUUUAAUAACUGUGAAAUUAAAAUGGCUGAUGGAGAAACAGGAUGUGAGAGCUCAAAAAAACAUAUUGAAGUCAACAAGCGCCUAUUCAACACAGACGAUAAUUCUCCUUCGUAUCCCAGAAAGAUAGAUCUUUUACUGAAAUAUGAUGACAGAAGAAAUAUUGAACUGUGCUCGAAUGAAUGGAAACGAGCCAAGCAUGAGGAUUACUUUGUCGCUUCUCCAUAUUCAACAAUCGUUAUACCUAUGAAAGUAUCCGAUAUCUCUUUCUUGAAAUCCACGUUGGCUUCUCUUUUUAGUUUUAAAAGCUUCUACACCUCCCUCAUUCCAAAACUACGAGAAAAAAUUAUGCAACAUGAAAUCAGUCAUGAUUUGGACGAUGUUUGGAUUAUAGAGCAUGACAAUCAACUACAAAACAAUACCAACCUCAUUUACUUUGAGUCAAAGAAAAGAAAGUCUAUCGAUGAUAAUAAUGAUGGUCAUCAAAGUAAGAGAGGCUCGAACCGCGUCUGA
This is a messenger RNA of Mucor mucedo, 816 nucleotides long. RefSeq lists its product as uncharacterized. The record is from RefSeq and is a predicted model, not a curated record. Lineage: Eukaryota; Fungi; Mucoromycota; Mucoromycetes; Mucorales; Mucoraceae. Bases 1 to 816 code for a protein of 271 amino acids. The transcript has 5 exons.